Messenger RNA from Owenia fusiformis, 375 nucleotides. Lineage: Eukaryota; Metazoa; Annelida; Polychaeta; Sabellida; Oweniidae. The record is from the annotation of a GenBank genome assembly.
CUCGGCAGGAAAAUGCACUUUGGGGUGAAUUCACGAAGCGAUUUUACGAUGGCAAGUUCUAUGGGAAAGCCCAAAAUCUUUGCAAGGCGCUUACGGAUGAAUAUAACAAAGCUUUGAAGAAGGUUGAUGUUUUGAUAAUGCCGACGUGUCAAUCCACAGCACGAAAACUACCAGAAGCCUCAUUUGGUUUAACUGAAUUGCUAAGAGAAGCGAAAGGUGUCUCAAAGAAUUCACCUGCCACAAACAUCACUGGGCACCCCUCAAUCUCAGUGAACGUCGGGUACUCAGAGGGGCUACCAGUUGGUGCCAUGAUAACAGGACGUCACCACGAAGACGCCGCCGUUCUGCGAGUCGCCAAGUCCCUUGAGAGUGGAC